AUGCAGCUAACGGAGCUAGAAGUCAGCCUGAAGAAGGCAAUGGCCAGCGUGGGCAAUGCAGGGCUGUUUGGAGGCAGCGGGUCGGUAGAGCUGGCUGGAGAAGCUUUCAGAGACUUGCAACUCCUGGCCCAGGCUCAUGGACGUGUGUUCACCGUGUGGGUAGGCCUGACACCUGUCGUGGUGCUGAGCGGCUUCCAGGCGGUGAAGGAAGCAUUGGUCUCCAACUCAGAGCAGCUGUCUGGCAGGCCCCUCACCCCACUCUUCAGGGACCUGUUUGGAGAAAGAGGCAGGGCUGCACUUCCUGUUGGGGAUGGGGCGGCUGCUGGCUGCUGCACUCAGGGAGUAGUGCAGGCCAGCACUGUUAACAAAGAGGGCACUUCUGAGAGGAUCAAUGUCCCUGUGGAACUGACUCAAGCCAUCGACUUUGGCCUGGCCUUUGUCAGCACCGUGUGGCGCCGGGCCUCAGAUGACCCUGUCUCCACAUUCAAUGAGGAGAACCUGAUCCAGGUGGUGACUGACCUGUUUCUGGCUGGCACCGACACCACAGCCACCACCCUGCGCUGGGCACUCAUCUACAUGGUCCAGCACAGAGUCAUCCAGGACAGGGUGCAGCAGGAGCUGGAUGAGGUGCUGGGUGCUGCCUCUGCCAUCUGCUACCAAGACCGAGAACGCCUCCCCUACACCUGCGCUGUCCUCCACGAGGUACAGCGCCUCAGCAGCGUUGUGGCUGUGGGUGCCGUGCGCCAGUGUGUGACCUCCACCCAUGUGUGUGGCUACCCUGUACCCAAGGGCACCAUCAUCUUGCCCAACCUGGCCUCCGUGCUCUAUGACCCCGAGUGCUGGGCGACCCCUCGACAGUUCAACCCUGGCCACUUCCUGGACAAGGAUGGAAGCUUUGUGGUCAAUGAGGCCUUCCUGCCAUUCUCUGCAGGGCAUCGGAUGUGCCCCGGGGACCAGCUGGCUCGAAUGGAGCUCUUCCUGAUGUUUGCCACCCUCCUCAGGAACUUUCGGUUCCAACUGCCAGAAGGGAGCUCGGGGCUCAGGCUGGAGUACAUCUUUGGGGGCACCCUGCAGCCCCAGCCCCAGGAGAUCUGUGCAGUGCCCCGCCUGGGCAGCCCCAGCCCAGGUCCUCGGGCAGAGGGCCAAUAG
Otolemur garnettii (small-eared galago) is the source of this 1149-nucleotide messenger RNA. RefSeq names its product cytochrome P450 2W1-like. The coding region runs from base 1 to 1149 and encodes 382 amino acids. Lineage: Eukaryota; Metazoa; Chordata; Mammalia; Primates; Galagidae. Gene Ontology annotation, molecular function: heme binding; iron ion binding; oxidoreductase activity, acting on paired donors, with incorporation or reduction of molecular oxygen, reduced flavin or flavoprotein as one donor, and incorporation of one atom of oxygen. The record is from RefSeq and is a predicted model, not a curated record. The transcript has 7 exons. Gene Ontology annotation, cellular component: intracellular membrane-bounded organelle; cytoplasm. Gene Ontology annotation, biological process: xenobiotic metabolic process; arachidonate metabolic process.